UUUGCUAGGGGUUGUAGUAGGGUGUGGUUUUUUUUUUUUUUUUUUUUUUUUUUUUUACCUCUGGAGGAGGAAGUACAUCUGGCGGGCAUUCUGUCUGACCCGGGCCUGAAGCACCACGUCCGUUGGUCUGAAUAUUUUGGGGACGUCCAAUGGGGUCUACCGUGACGUCUUCCAGUCCUGGGAUGGAGGACAGCUAAUCGGGAGGGAUUCCAUUAAAGAUUUGUGAUGCCAAGGACAAAUAUCAAAACUACCCACCUUGGCUUCCAGGAUGCACAACGUGGUCUCGAUCUGCUGGAUGCGCAAGGAUAUGUUGGCAAGUUUCUGCUGGGUAAAGUUCAAAUUGUAAUAAUUUUUUUUAAAGGUGAUUUAAUGUAUCAAGAUAAAAGCACAAACCUCUUCACACACUGUGGAAAAAUUGUUGAGGAAGCGAACAGUAUGGACGAUGAACUGGUUGAGAAAAGCAACCAUUCUUCUCUGCUGAAUGGCAGGAACCUAAAAGCAGGGAAAGCAACAAAAUAAAAGCGUUAAAAAGCUGACUUCAUUUUGGAGAGAGGGAGAAAAAAAUACCCAAUGAGGUGCUACCGAAAAGCAAAAGUUAGUUGAAACAUUUUGUUUACAUUGAUUGGAUAGCUAAGCUAACAGACGAGCUUGACGACAACCUUGGUUAGAUCGAUUCCAGAUCCAACGAUCGGAAGUCCGUCUUCGUCCAUGUUGCUUAGUAAAAAACUAACCACCUAUUCGAUUUUAAAUUAAAUGCCUAAUGCCUAAUAUGAAGAUGGAAAAAGUACAGAAGGUGUGCACAACAAUCUCUGCUUCAUGUGACUAUGAUGUGUAAUAUCGCGUGACUUGACGAGGCGACGACGUUUAUGGUUUUAUUCUGAAGUGAGGGAGCGAUUUGAACAUCCGGUAUCGCUAAAAUAACUCGUUUCACGCCUGGAACGGUAAAUUUAACCCAAUUUUGUGAAUAAAGUUCAAGUUUCGAAUGAAUGUUUGCGGAAACUGUGAAAUGUCUAUGGUCAUUUUAAGUAGUUUGUUCGCAGUUUUGCAGUUACUCUUGUUUUGACAGGCGGAAAUAAAUGACAGCGACUUUGAGGGAACAGACGCCUGCGUAGAAUUAGCGCAUGCUAACUCCCAAAAUAAAUAACUGCUUUUAUUUUAUUUAAGCGACAGGACGUCAUACUACCGAGAGAGAAAAAUUGAAAAGAUGAACGAGAUUUGCCUACCAUUGUCCAUCCUCCGUCAACUGGUGCCCCCUUUGCAGCUAUGCUGGGCUGCCAUGUGGCAGAUGGUCAAGCAGAAGGAUGUGAUGAACUACCAGAAACUCCAGGAGUUUGUAUACACAGUCACCGAGGCGGUUCCUGGACUCAUGAGCCUUAAACAGAGAGCCCAGCUCAUUCUGGGCCUCAGAGCGAGGCUGAUCCUGGAGCUGUGCAAAGGCUCAGUCCGAGGGUGUGUGGACUCAAAUGUGAUCCAGAGCCAUUUAGAGAGACUCCCAGUAACACCAGAUAGCGAUGAUGAGGUGAAAAUGGCAGAAUGCACUUUUGUCGCUUUGGUUCAGAGCCUCUUGAAAGAUCCAUCUGAGCGAGCUUACUUCUUUCAGGUCGUCUUCCCAGUUGAAUAUGGUGAAAAGUAUGACACAGCCAUUGAAGUGUUGCUUUGGGAGCUGUUGUCAAAACUCGAGAAGCUUCUCCCGGUACCAGACCUCAAACAGACGGCGGCCUGGUUAGGCUCGGUGCCACGAGUUUCGGACGAGUGCGUCUGGUCCACCCCAGAAGAGCUUGGCUUUAUCUUUGAGCACUGCAAGGCUGCUGGACUUUGUAAAAUGCAAGAUGGUCCCUCGUCCAACAUCGGCAGCUGCAUCAUGUCCGCUCUGUCCAUCCCACCCUCUCAGAAACCAAACCUCUCCCAUGUUGCGGAGUCUAUUUACCAGUACGACGACAGCCUCUGCCCUGCGACUGUCGCCGGUCCCGAGCAGUACAGGUUGGUGACCGUCUACGCAGAGGUUGAGGUCCAAAAUGUUCAGCUGGAUGUCAACGAUGUGGAGGCGGAGCCUGCCGAGGGCGAUGCAGCCAAAGCGCUUGAGACGCUGACCGAAACAAUUGAAUGUGGGGAGGAAAAUCUCGAGAACUACACAACGAUGACGAACUGUCAGCUCAUCGGUCAGGAGGUUUUUGAGGAAGCAAAGGACGACGGCUCUGUAGAGGAAGCGACGCCCCAAGCGACAGAACUACUUUUCUGUGAAACUCAACACUCGUCCAUCUUGUGUGAACUUAAAAGUGCCGAAGCCGACAAACUACUCGCCAUCAAAGGAAACGACAAAGACUCUCCCGCGGACAAUACCGACGAGAUGACAUCGAUCCUCUUCAUAUGCUCGCAGUGUCCUUUCCACCAAUCGGACGACAAUAGCCCGCCGCACUUCCACAUGCGGACCGUUCGCAAUGAGGAUUACCGAAAGCUGUCGGAUACCAAGACGUCUCCGACUCCUGGCGAAACGGAUGAAAUUUUUACAUCCAUCAAGCUUAUCCCUAAAGGCGACGUACAGCAGCCUGUGGCUGUGCUCGACAGCCCCGGAAGUUCCCGCCAGGCCGCCGGGAAGCAAAAAGCUCUGACGUGCAAGACCUGCGGCCGGACGUUCACGCGCACGUCGGAUGUGUGGCGGCACCAGCUGACCCACACGGGCGAACGUCCCUUCCGCUGCUCGCAGUGCGACGGCACCUUCCAACACUCGUGGGAUCUCGCCAAGCACCAGAAAAAGUCCCACGGCGCCGUAGUCUCCUUUACUUGUUCGGCGUGCGACGCGUCGUUCCCUAACUUGCGCACCUUGACCGCUCAUCACAAGCGCUGCCGCUCAGACGGGAGCCUCCUACCGCCCAUCUGUUUUAUCUGCGGCCGCGGCUUCGACUCGGCCGUCGAGCUGCAGGAACACCGCAAGUCUCACGCGACCAAGCGCUACGUCUGCCCGCAGUGCGGCGAGAGCUUCGACACGCUGUCGGAGCGCUCGCAGCACCGUCAGACGCAUCGCGUGAAGCGGCAAUUCAAAUGCCCACACUGCGAAAAGACGUACACGCGCAUGUCCGAUGUGAAGAGGCACGUAUCCGUGCACACAGGUGAGCGGCCUCACGUAUGCAGCCAGUGUGGCAGGCGCUUCGCGCUGCGCUUCAUGCUAGUCCGACACCUGCGCGUCCACACGGGCGAGCGGCCUUUCCAGUGCACACAUUGCGAUAAAAGAUUCACCCUGGCGUCAGUGCUGGCCCGCCACGAGAGGAUGCAUACGGGUGAAAAACCGUUCCUGUGCUCCCAGUGCGGGAAGACCUUCCUGUCGCAGGGCGAGCUCUUCAAACAUCAUCGCUCCCAUGCUGACGAGCGACCCUUCGCCUGCUCCCUAUGCGACAAACGCUUCAAAACUAAGACGACUCGUCGGGAACACAUGGUGUCGCACACUGGCGCCCGCCCUUACCCCUGCACCUACUGCGGCAAAGGCUUCGCCAAACCUUCCGCGCUCACCCGACACCACCUCAUCCACACGGGGGAGAGGCCCUUCCCAUGCGGCUACUGCGACAAGUCUUUCCUCACCCUCGUCGAGGCGCGACUGCACCACCGCGUCCAUACGGGCGAGCGGCCGUACUCCUGUGGCGUCUGCCAGCUCAAGUUCAAGAGCUCGUCCGAGCUGUCUUGGCACAAGCGUAACCAUUCGGGCGCUAAGCUAACCAAACCCCACUGUGGACGCUGUAAUAAGACGUUUUCAUCCAAGGCCAAACUCAAGAAACACAUGGAGACGCACGUGGAGGAAGAGCCAGCGCAGCAUGAUCAUUAAAUGACAAUAUACUCUAAUAAACAGUGGGGCAAAUAAGUAUUUAGUCAACCACCAA
Corythoichthys intestinalis (scribbled pipefish) is the source of this 3869-nucleotide messenger RNA. RefSeq names its product zinc finger protein 572. The coding region runs from base 1205 to 3814 and encodes 869 amino acids. The record is from RefSeq and is a predicted model, not a curated record. The transcript has 8 exons. Gene Ontology annotation, molecular function: RNA polymerase II transcription regulatory region sequence-specific DNA binding; DNA-binding transcription factor activity, RNA polymerase II-specific. Gene Ontology annotation, biological process: urogenital system development; embryo development; regulation of transcription by RNA polymerase II. NCBI's taxonomy places the organism in Eukaryota, Metazoa, Chordata, Actinopteri, Syngnathiformes, Syngnathidae. Gene Ontology annotation, cellular component: nucleus.